Molecule: messenger RNA, 1479 nt
Organism: Pestalotiopsis fici W106-1
Lineage: Eukaryota; Fungi; Ascomycota; Sordariomycetes; Amphisphaeriales; Sporocadaceae
Exons: 1
Coding region: 1-1479 (492 amino acids)
Biological process (GO): transmembrane transport
Cellular component (GO): membrane
Molecular function (GO): transmembrane transporter activity
Source: RefSeq, a predicted model, not a curated record
AUGGAACGACUGGAUCGCACCGAGACGAACUCCCCCAAGGCAGGUGGUGAAGCCAGCCUGAACGAGGUUGACCUUGUCACGAGCCAAAAGAUGGAUAGGAGAAUGUUACUCAAGACGGACGCUGUCAUACUCGUGCAACUUGUGGCCAUUGCAACAUUGGAGUUCCUCGAUAAGAAUUCCCUGGCCUACUCAGCUAUCCUCGGCCUGCGAACAGAUACCAAUCUCGUCGGACAGCAAUACUCUUGGCUCGGCUCGAUUUUCUACUUUGGCUACCUGUCGGCGCUCCCGCUCUCUGCUUUUCUUGUGACACGCAUGCGUGUUGGCCAGCUGGUCGGCAUCUCAACAGCAGGCUGGGGAGUAUGUCUCAUGUGCAUGGCGGCGUGCCAUAACUUUGGAGGCUUGGCAACAGUGAGGUUCUUCCUGGGAGUAUUCGAGGCAUCAAUCCUUCCUUGCUUCAUGAACCUCUCGGCCGCGUGGUAUAAGCGGAGCGAGCAGCCGCUGCGAACGGCAUUUUGGUACAAUACGUUUGCCGGAAUUUUUGGUGGAAUAUGCGCAUACGGCAUCGCUACCCGCGACGCUCCUUUGGAGUCUUGGAAGAUCAUGUUCCUGAUAUAUGGGUCCAUUACCGUUGUCAUUGGUACACUCUCAACCUUUCUCCUACCCGACAAGCCAGCCCGAGCUUGGUUCCUCAACGCCACCGAAAAGGUUCAGGCCGAGGUGCGUCUCAAGGAAAACCAGCAAGUUUCCGAAUCUACCAAUUUCUCCUUUGCUCAAUGCUUGGAAGCCCUCUUAUCGCCAGAGUAUUGGACCCUCGUCAUUUUCGCCAUUGCUCAGUCCAUUACCAAUGCCGGUGUGACAAACUUUAAUCCGCUGGUCAUCUCUGGUUUUGGAUUUUCGGCGCAGCGCACCACGCUUCUGGCCACACCUCAGGCAGCAGUCGCUUUCAUUGCGCAAUCCACACUGUCCAUCCUGGUCCUAUAUCUCCCCAACAUUCGCUGCUUGAUUUGGGUCUUCUCAUGCUUGCCUGCCUUGGCUGGCGCAUUGAUGAUCCACCUGGUCGACCACACUACACAACGUGGCACCGCUCUUGCAGGCGUCUAUCUCAUGGGCUUCUACAAUGUUUCCUGGGUCAUGGCCCUUGCGCUAGCCACUGCCAAUACCAGCGGAAAGACCAAGAAGGCGUUUGUAAGCUCUUCCAUGGCGGUGGCCUACGCCGUUGGCAAUAUCGUGGGUCCACAGUUCUUCCGGUCUGAUCAGUCACCUACUUAUAAACUUGGCAUAUUCGCCAUGCUCGUUUGCUAUAUCAUCAUGGCCUGCUGCGGAAUUGCAUACUGGGGGAUUGUACUAUGGUUGAACAAGAGCCGUGCGUCUGCACAGGCCAAGACCAGUACACCAGAAGGUCAUUCCGUGGCGAUGAAUGACCAAGGAAAGCUUGACAUGACUGAUCGUGAAAACGUCAAUUUUGUGUACGCUUAUUAG